AUGAUCACGGAAACGAUACGACGAGUCAACGGCUACGAGAAGGAUGCCUACACAUAUUAUCCCGUCAUCAUCGUUGGUGCCGGCGCAUCUGGCAUUGCCAUGGCCUGUCAGCUGAAGCAGCAACUUGGAUUUGAUCAGUUUCGCGUAUUCGAUCGACAAGCAGGCAUCGGAGGAACAUGGUGGAUAAAUCGGUAUCCUGGAGUUGCUUGUGACGUACCCGCCGUCUUCUAUUCUUUUAGCUUCGCCCAAAAUCCAAAUUGGACCUCUUUCCACCCACCCGGCAAAGAAAUCGUGCGCUACUACCACGAGGUAUGCGAGCAAUACCGCAUCACAGACAAAUUUGAACUUAAUACGGAUAUCGAAAGCUGCAGAUGGCUGGAAGACGAGCAACUAUGGGAGGUCACUCUCCGUCGUAUGGUGGCAGGCAUGGGCGAUCUCUCAUCAAAGGAGCGCAUAAAGAUCGCACAGGAAAAGGGCGAGCAUGCAGUAUACUCGGAGACUGAGAUUGUAAAAUCCAAGGUUGUGAUCAGUUGUGUGGGAGGAUUGGUCGAACCAAGGGGCUGGCCUAAUGAAAUCAAGGGCAUUGAGAACUUCAAGGGCAAGAUGUUUCAUUCAGCAAGAUGGGAUGAAACCGUCGAUUUCACAGACAAGAACGUCGUCGUUGUUGGCACUGGAUGUAGCAGCGCGCAACUCGUUCCCCGUCUACCCAAUGCGCCUUACAACGCCAAGUCAGUCACUCAAUUGAUGAGAUCACCGCCGUGGGUUGUUCCGGCUCCAUCACCGCCCGGCGGUGACGAGUGGUGGGAGAAGAAUGGUCCUAAGAUCAUGAGGAACGUACCGGGGCUCAAGGAACUAGCCCGUUUCCUUAUCUUCGCUGGUGCUGAAGUUGGUUUCCUCAAGCUCUUCCCCAAUACACCAUAUGCCGAGAAACAGAGGAAGAUAUAUGAAGAGAAAACACUUCAGAGCAUGCGGAAACGCGUUCCUGAGAAGUACUGGGACAUCAUGACGCCGGACUACGGUGUCGGUUGCAAACGCCGCAUCUUCGACAAGCGGUGGCUGCGCAGCUUGAAUGAUCCAAAGAUUGAGUUGACUACUCAGCCGCUGAACAGGGUCACUGAGCAUGGUGUUAUCAUCGGCCCCGGUGCGACGUACCCCAAGAAUGCGAAGAGGGAAGACUUCCCAGAGCGAGAAAUACCCGCAGAUGUCAUUGUCCUAGCAAACGGCUUCGACACUACGAGAUGGCUCCACCCACUCAAAGUCAUCGGCAAAGGCGGACAAGACCUAGUACAAGUAAUGGAAGAUCGAGGAGGCGCUCAAGCUUACCUAGGCACAGCUGUCGAUGGGUUUCCAAACUUCAUGAUGAUCUUUGGUCCUAACACAGCAACUGGGCACUCGAGCGUUGUCAUGGCCAGCGAGAACAUGGUAAACUAUUCCUUGAACUUCAUCCGCCUGCUUCUCACAAAUGAAGCCCGCACCGUCGACGUCAAGCACUCCGCCGAAGUCGCUUACACGUCUGAAAUUCAGCGUGCGCUCAAAAAUACUGUGUGGCAGAGUGGCUGCUCAAGCUGGUACUUUACGAGCGAUGGCUGGAAUCCUACCGUCUAUCCGUACACACAGAUCGACUUCUGGCGAAGAUGCACCUUUCCUAGGUGGAAUGACUGGAAUAUCGAAUAUACGAACAAGGGUAUUGCGAGGAUGAGGGCAAGGAGGGUGGUUAGGACGCUUGCGCUUGUGCUUGCGAUUGGUGGGGUGUGGAGAUUUAAGCAGAGUCGGCUGGGAUUGAAGGAUGUCAAGAGUUUGCUGAGAGGUGCGGUGCAGGGGUCUAUAGGGAAUUUGAAUGAGGUUUGGGAGAUGAUGAGGAAGGCUUUGCUGGCUUGA
Alternaria atra is the source of this 1878-nucleotide messenger RNA. RefSeq lists its product as uncharacterized. The record is from RefSeq and is a predicted model, not a curated record. The transcript is spliced from 3 exons. Lineage: Eukaryota; Fungi; Ascomycota; Dothideomycetes; Pleosporales; Pleosporaceae. The coding region runs from base 1 to 1878 and encodes 625 amino acids. Gene Ontology annotation, molecular function: N,N-dimethylaniline monooxygenase activity; flavin adenine dinucleotide binding; NADP binding.